This is a messenger RNA of Rubroshorea leprosula, 1090 nucleotides long. The record is from the annotation of a GenBank genome assembly. NCBI's taxonomy places the organism in Eukaryota, Viridiplantae, Streptophyta, Magnoliopsida, Malvales, Dipterocarpaceae.
GGGCAUGCACUAGAUAUUACACAAAAUUUUUAGAGAAACGAGUCCAAUGAAGCCUAGUAGAGUGUUGACAGUUUUGGUCAUCUUCCUGGUUUGGGGAAGUGUCCAUUCUCAGCUUCAAGUUGGGUUUUACACAAGCACGUGCGGCCUAGCUGAAUUCAUUGUUAAGCAAGAGGUUAGAAAUGGGUUUAUGAAAGACAGAGGAGUGGCUGCUGGGCUUGUGAGGAUGCACUUUCAUGAUUGCUUCGUUAGGGGUUGCGAUGCAUCGGUGCUUCUGGAUUCUACUUCAUCCAACACGGCGGAGAAAGACUCCCCUGCAAAUAACCCUAGCCUCAGAGGGUUUGAAGUCAUAGACAAAGCAAAGGCUAGACUAGAAGCAAUGUGUAAAGGAGUAGUUUCCUGUGCUGAUAUAGUUGCGUUUGCUGCUAGAGACAGUGUCGAGAUUGUUGGAGGACUUGGCUACGAUGUGCCGGCUGGAAGAAGAGACGGUGGAGUUUCCCUAGCUUCAGAUACCGCAACAAACCUGCCUCCUCCGACGUUCAAUGUAAACCAACUGACUCAGUUGUUUGCAAACAAGGGAUUAACUCAGGAAGAAAUGGUUACUCUUUCAGGAGCACACACAAUUGGGAGGUCUCACUGCACUUCCUUCAGCAACAGAUUGUAUAAUUUCAGUGGGACAUCAAAGCAGGACCCAAGUUUGGAUGCGAGUUAUGCAGCUACGUUGAAGCAGCAAUGUCCAGCAGGUAGUACAGAUCCUAAUUUGGUGGUACCCAUGAAGCCUUCCAAUCCAAACGUCAUAGACGCCGGGUACUAUGUUGAUGUCCUGGCAAACCGAGGAUUGUUCACAUCGGAUCAGACUCUGCUGACAGACACAGCAACAGCAAACCAAGUGAACCAAAAUGCAAUGAGUCCACAGGCCUGGAAGGCUAAAUUUGCGGCUGCAAUGGUAAAGAUGGGGCAGAUUGGUGUCUUAACAGGAAGUGCAGGGGAAAUUCGGUCCAACUGUAGGGUGAUCAACAGCUAGAGAGCAAAUUUAUCUGGACUAAGAAGUCAGAUGUUAACUAUUUAACUCCAAUCAACUGUCGCAAAUAAU